AUGAUCUUGAACGCCUAUCCGGGCUCGACAGCUGAAGUCAUUGACUAUCCGGCCGCAGGUAGCAUCGACGCGGCGUAUGUCUCUUCAGUGCAACAAGGAACACAGAACAUUGCAAAUCAGAACAACAACUUCAACAAGCAAUGCCCGAACACCAAAUUGGUUGUCGUCGGAUACUUCCAGGCAGCGAAAAUUGGGGACAAUGCCUUGUGUAGAGGUGGCGAUCCUGAUCACGGCAUCACGUACACGAAACCUUUGAUCUCCUCUGCGGCCCGCAAUCAGAUCGAAGCCGUCAUCUGGGCAAGGAAUCCCAGAAACUCGCUCGCCGAAACAUUCCAAUAUGGCAGUUGCACUGCAGGAGGGUUUGAUGCUCGUCCGGCUGGAUCCUCCUGCCCGACAUAUCAGUCUCGCAACCGCUCGUACUGCGACGCCUCUGAUCCAUACUGCUGCAACGGCAACAAUGCACUCGCUCAUCAAGGACACGGGUCAGAGUAUAGCCAGAACGCCUUAGCAUUCGUUCAGAGCAAGCUAGGAUAG
Cladophialophora carrionii CBS 160.54 is the source of this 534-nucleotide messenger RNA. RefSeq lists its product as uncharacterized. Gene Ontology annotation, molecular function: hydrolase activity. NCBI's taxonomy places the organism in Eukaryota, Fungi, Ascomycota, Eurotiomycetes, Chaetothyriales, Herpotrichiellaceae. The record is from RefSeq and is a predicted model, not a curated record. Bases 1 to 534 code for a protein of 177 amino acids. The transcript has 3 exons.